UGUUCCCAAGAUGGCGGCCCUCAGGGCUCUGGUGUCCGGUUGUGGGCGGCAGCUCCAAGCGUUCCUGGCAGGCCCCGCCGCGACCGGUUGGUUAUGGCUUCCAGCUCGCGGGUUGAGAGAAGUGGUGAAGAUCCAAGAAGGGAAGACGACUGUAAUUGAAGGCCGAAUCACAGAAACUCCCAAGGCGACUCCAAAUCCCCCUAACCCCUCAGGCCAGUGCCCCAUCUGCCGUUGGAACCUGAAGCACAAAUAUACCUAUGAGGAUGUUUUGCUGCUCAGUCAGUUCAUCCGGCCUCACGGAGGCAUGCUGCCCCGGAGUGUCACCGGCUUGUGCAAGGAGGAACAUCGAAAAAUCGAGGAGUGCGUGAAGAUGGCUCAUCGGGCAGGUCUGUUCCCAAAUCACAGACCACAGCUUCCAGAGGGAUGCUUACCAAAGGAUAAACCCAAGCUCAACCGCUAUCUGACUCGCUGGGCUCCCAAGUCUGUCAAGCCCAUCUACAAAAAAGGUCACCGUUGGAACAAGGUGCGUAUGGCUGUGGGGUCACCACUCCUCAGAGACAAUGUGUGCUACUCCAGAAGGCCUCUGAAGCUGAUGCAUUAAUGAGGGCAACACUGCUGACGACCUGACAGAACCCUCCAGAAGAUGCACUUGCCCCUCCCACCAGAACUACUGUCCUUCACAAACAGCACAAGGAUGUUGGAACUAACUUCUGUUCCUUGGAUCUCCUGGCCACUGUGGUCUUCUGACUGGCUGGGGCUGAGGUCGGAGCUGGGGCAGGAGACUUACCCAAGGAAAUGUAAUAAAGCAGGCUCUUUGCUUCCCCGUG
Molecule: messenger RNA, 827 nt
Organism: Grammomys surdaster
Lineage: Eukaryota; Metazoa; Chordata; Mammalia; Rodentia; Muridae
Gene: Mrps18a
Product: mitochondrial ribosomal protein S18A
Exons: 6
Coding region: 11-601 (196 amino acids)
Biological process (GO): mitochondrial translation
Cellular component (GO): mitochondrial small ribosomal subunit; ribosome
Molecular function (GO): structural constituent of ribosome; small ribosomal subunit rRNA binding
Source: RefSeq, a predicted model, not a curated record